UGCCGCUAACUCCGCAAGCAAGGCCGCGACUUUUUGGGCUCUGUGAGAUCGCACGGCACCAAUUGAGGAGUUCUGUUAGACAUGCGUGCAGCCCUCUUCCUCCUGGCUGCAGUCAGCAGCAAGGCGCUGUCCCUGCGGGCGGCACCGACACCAAGGAGAUGCGCGACGCGCCUGCACGCGACCGUCGAGGACGACGUGGACCUAUGCGAGGUAUUGAAUGCGAGCGACGAGGAGUUCCGAAAAUUGGGCUGCGCCGGGCCGCGCAUUCGCCUUAUCGCAGAGGCGCGAGAGGCAAGGCAAGGCCGGGACGAAAAGCGUCGGGGUGCGGUGCUCAGUCACGUGGAGGCGCUCGAAAAAGAAAACCCCACGCCGAAACCGAACGAGUCGCCGCUGCUCUCCGGGCGGUGGCGCUUGGUCUUCACGACCUCCGAAUCGAUCCUGGGCACGCGCCGCAUGAGGCCGUUCCGGCCGCGUCGACGCAUCCUGCAGGACAUUAACGCGGGAAAGCUCACGGCGAAGAACGAGGAGUGGGUGUUAGGCGGAUUGCUGCGGAAUUCUGUGAGGGCGAAGCUCGAGCCGCGGGAUGACGGCGCGACGGUAGAUGUCAUCUUCAAGCGGUUCGGGAUUGGUUGGCUGAAAUUGCCGGCGCCGAAGAGCGCGCGGGGCGUGCUGACGACGACCUACCUCGACGACGAGAUGCGGAUCUCGCGUGGCGACCGCGGCAACGUUUUCAUCCUCGUCAAGGAGGGUCCUAGUAAGAUUUAAAACAUUUAA
Molecule: messenger RNA, 774 nt
Organism: Pelagomonas calceolata
Lineage: Eukaryota; Pelagophyceae; Pelagomonadales; Pelagomonadaceae
Source: the annotation of a GenBank genome assembly